AUGACUCCGUCGAAGGAUGAAGAUACGGAAUUCAAGAAAUUGAAGGAGAAAUGGUUGCAGGAGAAGUAUAAGGGGAAUAGGGGCCCAGGGGAGACACAACUAAUGCAGAGUAUAGUACGCUGGACCAAUGAAACCUUGAAGGAAAUGAUUAAGGAAGAAACUGAUGAAAUUGGUAAGAAUGGAUGCAAAAUUAUGCAGGAACAAGGGAAGAAGAUGUCACCGGAGGAGUUGGAAGUAUGUGCCUUCAUUGUAAAUAAUUUAUGGAACAUGAAAACAAAAAGUGCAAGUCUAUGCAGAAAAGAUGACAUUAAAGCAGUAAUGGAAGAAUACGUCCGAUGUUCAGUAAUGAAUGCGUGGAUUCAUAAAUACUGGAAUACACAUUGUGAGGUGGCAAAAAAUGUUAUACACAAUGCACUCGGUGUAAUGGGGAAUAUAAGUGCAAGUCUUAGUUCAAGUGAUGGGUGUGAAGAAUGCGAUUAUAAAAAAUUGGAGCUUAUGAAAAUAAAGGAAAUACCAAUGUUAGCAAUUAUUCUUCAUAUGAUACAGAACAAUACGAAAGUUAUGAAAUUAAUAAAUAGUGGAAAAUCGGAGAAACCAUGUAAAGAACAAGGGGUUAACGGGUUGGUAGGGGAUCUCUUGAAUAAUAAUGGUACAAUGAGUACAGGAACUGUAGAAUCAACAGGAAAGGAAAAAACAAGAGAAGGCAGAUCAGAGAAUGAUGAUAAUGCUGCAGCUAGUGCAGGAAGUGGACCAAAAAAUGAAACUAGCCAAUCUGCUGGAAGUGAUGAAGUAGACCUUAUAUAUACUUACGGUCCAGGAGGACUAACAGUAACUCGUGUUCCAAGUCGUGGGCGAAGUACAAAUGAAGCUGUACUUCUGGUAUUCGGUACAGAUGGACCUUUUCCGGGCAUUGAGGACGAGCCGAAAAAACAAGACCAGGAAACAGUGGCUUUGGACCCACCAGAAGAACCUUCCUACGAUUACUGUGCCAAUAGUGGCAAACCAUGGAAUAUACGUUGGUCUAGUUCAGUAAGCUACUGGGUGGAGAAGAAAAACAAGUAUAAUCUGGAGGAAGGAAAUAAGCUUCCUGAAGAGAAGGAAGAAAGGUUGGAUUCUGGGAAGACAUAG
Molecule: messenger RNA, 1128 nt
Organism: Plasmodium coatneyi
Lineage: Eukaryota; Apicomplexa; Aconoidasida; Haemosporida; Plasmodiidae
Product: SICA antigen
Exons: 5
Coding region: 1-1128 (375 amino acids)
Source: RefSeq, a predicted model, not a curated record